Messenger RNA from Dimorphilus gyrociliatus, 2799 nucleotides. The record is from the annotation of a GenBank genome assembly. NCBI's taxonomy places the organism in Eukaryota, Metazoa, Annelida, Polychaeta, Dinophilidae.
AACAAUUCGAAAUCAACACGAACCAUAUUUAAACUUUCUCUUGAGAAAAUGGCAGAACCUAAAAAUCAGGAGAUAAAUGAGAUUUUGAUCGAUGAUUUUGAUGAUUCAUUGUCGGGCCUUGGAUUGGACGUCAAUUCGACAAUAUUCGAUAUGAGCCAAGCCCUUUUGACUCUUCCAAACGGUAAUAGUUUGUUUACUUAUGAGCUGUGCGCUCCCAUUUCGGCGGCUACGAAAUUGGAAGAUGAGACAUUGACGUAUCUUAACCAAUCGCAACCCUACGAAUUAAGAUUACAAAGAAGCGGAGAAGACUUGAAGAUUUUAGAAAGUCAAAUCAUUUUAACUUUUCAUGAUAAGAGAUUUCAGCAUCACGAAAAGGAAUUAAUAGAAUCGUGGCAAAAUCAUCAUCCCGGUGAAAGACUAUUGGAUCUGGAGACAUCUCUUUCAUUUGGUUUCUUUGAUGUUACGUUUCCAAGCGUCAAUUCAAUAAAAUUCUUAUGGAAAGAUGUCGAAGCAUCUAUCUUCUUUAUUAUCCAGUGUACCAGUUCGGAGUUUAGUCCGAGAAAGCAGGGUGGAGAAAAAGGAGUACCAUUUCGAAUUCAAGUGGAAACUUAUCAAGAUGGUCGAAUCAUACACGCAGCUUGUUGUCAAGUAAAGACGUUCAAGUCAAAGGGAGCUGAUCGAAAACAAAGAACAGAUAGAGAAAAGAUAGAGAAAAAGUUCAGAAAUGAAAGAAUUGCUUUUAGACCUGAAACGUCUACAACAAUCCUUAUGGAUUUGGAAUUAAAAUCGACAAAAGAGCUUAAUUAUUCAAACGAUAUGGAAUAUAGGUUAAUUAAACAAAAUCGUAAAAUUAAUCAACUGACGAAAUUGCAUGAGUCGUCAACAACAAACCAAGUUUGUCAAUGGCUAAAAGAAAAUCGGUUUGAACAAUUCAUCAACACAUUUCGUGACUUUUCUGGUAUCGAUAUUCUGCGUCUAAGCAGAGAGGAUUUUAUUCAAAUAUGCGGUUUAAUUGAUGGAAUUCGACUUGAAAAUGCUCUUCAUUCCAAGAAAGUUAAAGCUAAAUUAAGCCUAUAUCUCUGCCAAGAAUCACCUUCAAUGGCAUCUAGAAGAAGGAAAAAGAGUAGGGAAGAAAUUCUAUCAAGUUCACCUAAACCUACACACUGCAAAAGAACAAUGAAGGAAGUCUCCAGCGACGAGGACGAAAGCUAUUAUGAUAAGCACAAGAAAAAAUGGAUAGAAAUGCUUGAAAAAAAAGUCUUUCAUGGAAUAUUGCUCUAUGAUUUUUCAUUAUCUUCUCUCAUGAAGAAUAUAAGUCCCCUCUACGGGUUAGAUUGUGAUAAAAUGAGUGACGCUUUCUUGGUUACGAAAGAGGAUUAUUGUGUUCUUUUAACAGAUCAGUUAAUUGAGGGAAUUAAUGAAAGUCAUUUUGCCACUGCUGUUGAGCAAACUGAGCAUUCUGUUGAAAAUAAAAACUUGUUUGGAAUAAAAUCUACGAUGUCGAAUGGUCAUCUCUUAACAGAAGCUCCUGUAGCGGUUGAUUUUUGGACGAAUAAAAAUAACUGCUUACAAGGUCGAUUAUUAUUUUUAAGCCAUUGUCACUCAGAUCAUACAAAAGGCCUCAAUAAAAAGUGGAAUCAAGUUUUCUAUGCAUCAGAAAUCAGCGCAGCAAUUGCAAAAAACGUUUUGGGGGUGAAUGAAAAAUAUAUAAGAAUAUUAAGUGUCAACGUAAAACAUAAGCUAGAGACAUCUACAGGAAAGGUUGUAAACGUUAGACUAAUUGAUGCCGAACAUUGCCCAGGAGCUGUAAUGUUUCUUUUUGAAGGUGACUUUGGUUCUAUUCUUUAUACCGGAGACUUUCGUUUUGAGAGGUGUUUUAAAAGUAUUUCGUGCUUGCCGAAAGAAGUUGAUGUGUUAUACCUAGAUAAUACUUAUUGUUCAGAAAAAUAUCGAACAUUUCCGUCCAGAAUCGAUGCUUUAGAGAAGAUUAUUGAACUUUGCCUAGUAAAGAAUAAAAUUAGAAUAAUCACACCUAAAAUAGGAAAAGAAAACAUUCUAAUAACUGUUGCUGCUGCAAAUAAUACUAAAGUUGUUGUUGAUCAUUCUCAUAUGAAUAUUAUACAGCAGCUGGAGGAUGUUGAUAUUUCCAUGUUUACAACAGAUAGAGAUGGUGGUAAAAUAAUAGCUUUACCUUACAAACUUAAAAAUAAAGCCUGUGAUGAGACUGAGCAUUUUACUCUAUUACCUUCCGGUCAAGCCGAGCCCAAAGUGCGUGAGCAUUGUGCUAUCAUUCCCUAUUCUGACCAUAGUUCUCUGGAAGAACUAGAAGCAUUUGUGAAACUAGUGAAACCUACAAUAAUUAAACCUAUAGUUAAACUUGAUAAUACCGAUUUCUCUAUAUUUAAGAAAUAUAUGCGAAGUAAGCAAAAAAUAGUCUAUGAUUUUCACGACAUUGGUGACAAUGACAAUAAUGACGAAGAUAAUGACUAUGUCGAGAAGGAAAAAUGUAAUUAUAAUAAGAGAAAUAUUAUGGAGACAGACAAGGGGGUGGAAGAAGAGGAGAAUGAGGACGAAAAUGCUGAUGAGAAGUGUGAAGGAGGUGGCGAGGAGGAAGAAGAUGACGAUGAUGAGACGGAUGAUGAUAAGAUAAUAGAGGAAGAGCAUGAAAAAGAUGAUGAAAAUAUGACAGAAGAGAAUAUGGUUAAUUUUAAUCAAAACUGUUGCCUAUUCAAGUUCAAAGAUGACAAUGAUAGGAAGAGAUUCGUUCAAGAAUAUGUCGAUAAACUAUUAAACUCUUAA